AUGUACAGAAGUGCUGCUUCGCGCCUCAGAGCUCUCAAGGGGCGUGUGGGAAAUCUGGGUGCAACCCGAUAUGCAGCAUCAAGUGCAGUUGCUUCUACAACAUCAUCCUCCCCGGAAAUUUUCAGCUGGCUGAUUGGUGAACGUGCUAGUUCUUUUCCUCCUCUGAAUUCUCCAUUUGAAGGCGUUUCUUCUCCACCAUCCCUCCCAGAUUAUGUUGAACCCAGCAUGAUUAAGUCGAAAACCCUUCCAAAUGGUCUGACAAUAGUCUCUGAGACAGCUCCGGGUCCUGCAGCAUCAAUAGGGAUGUAUAUUGACUGUGGUUCUAUCUAUGAAACACCCCAAUCGUGUGGAGCCACUCAUUUGCUUGAAAGAAUGGCAUUCAAAAGCACUCGAAACAGGAGCCAUUUUCGCAUUGUGAGAGAAGUUGAGGCCAUCGGUGGUUCUGUAGCAUCCUCGGCUUCGCGAGAACAAAUUGGAUACUCGUUUGAUGCCUUGAAGACCUAUGUUCCUGAAAUGGUAGAAUUGCUCAUCGACUCCGUGAGAAAUCCCGUGUUCAUUGAUUGGGAAGUCAAUGAGGAGCUGAAAAGGGUGAAGGACGAACUCAGUCAAAUCUCUAACAAUCCCCAAGGCUUACUGUUGGAGGCUAUUCAUUCUGCUGGUUACACCGGUGCAUUGGCGAAUCCUCUUUUAGCUCCAGAGGCAGCAUUGAGCAGACUGAACGGUGACAUUUUGGAGGAAUUUGUAGCUGAGAAUUACACAGCUCCUAGAAUGAUCCUUGCAGCGUCAGGGGUUGAAUUUGAGGAGCUUUUGUCUGUUGCUGAACCACUUCUCUCUGACCUUCCACUUGUCCAACAUCCGGAAGCACCAAAAUCUGUAUAUGUCGGUGGGGAUUAUCGUCGCCAGGCAGAUUUACCGGUAACACAUGUUGCUCUUGCUUUUGAAGUUCCUGGAGGCUGGCAUAAUGAAAAAGAAGCUAUUACUCUAACUGUGCUCCAGAUGCUUAUGGGAGGAGGUGGCUCGUUCUCUGCAGGGGGACCCGGGAAAGGGAUGCACUCACGAUUGUAUCUCCGUGUCCUAAAUAACUAUCAACAGCUCCAGUCCUUUUCUGCAUUCAACAGUAUCUUCAACAACACUGGAUUAUUUGGCAUUUAUGCAACCACUACUUCUGACUUCGUAGCAAAGGCAGUUGAUGUAGCUGCAGGGGAAUUAAUCUCCAUUGCUACUCCUAAACAAGUUAGUGAGACACAGCUAAAUCGUGCUAAAGAGGCCACAAAAUCUGCAGUUCUCAUGAAUCUUGAGUCUAGGAUGAUUGUGGCGGAAGAUAUUGGCAGGCAGUAUCUGACUUACGGUGAAAGAAAGCCAGUGGAUCAUUUCUUGAAGGCAGUGGAUGAGAUCACGUUGAAGGACAUAACUGACAUUUCACAGAAGUUGAUCGCUUCACCUCUAACAAUGGCAUCUUAUGGCGAUGUCAUACAUGUCCCUAGCUACGAGUCGGUGAACUCAAUUUUCCAUGCGAAAUGA
Linum trigynum is the source of this 1521-nucleotide messenger RNA. Lineage: Eukaryota; Viridiplantae; Streptophyta; Magnoliopsida; Malpighiales; Linaceae. The record is from the annotation of a GenBank genome assembly.